AUGAAUGACUCAAAAACUGAGGUCUUCCUUGGCGAAUUAAACACUAUUGGAAUCACUGACAUGCCGGUCGCCGUCAAGUCGGUGAGUACAAUUGAGGGAGUGUUCUUAGAAAAUACUUCUCUUCUUGCAGUUGCUGAAGGACGCUCCGAACUCAAAUGAACUGAGCGAAAGGAUGCUCGACGAAGCACGCCUUAUGAUGAAACUCGAUCAUGAGCACGUGUUGGAAAUCUACGGAUGGGUGAUCGACAAGAAGCCGUUCAUGUUGUUAAUGGAGCUGAUGGAAGGUGAGCGUUUUUACUAAUGGAAAUGAAUUCAAAAAAAAAACCAAAGCUAUUUUCAACUUGGAUCUCAAAACUUGAGUAAAGAAAUCGGUUCUUUUUCAAGUCCAACAUUCCAUCUGUUUUGAGAGCUGGAGUAGAAUGUAACUGCAAUUUUUUAUGAAAGCUUUAAGCUUGAAUGGAAAGGAAAAUCCUAACGAGGCGGUAAUUCCAGGAGGAUCUCUGGACAGCUUCCUCAUAAACAACUUUGACGGUUCAAACGACACCCGUUUAGUGGAGUUUGCCGUUGAAGCUGCCAAAGGAAUUGCGUAUCUCCAUGAAAUGAACGUACUACUCCGAGAUGUGGCGGCCCGAAACUGCUUAUUGACGGCCGACCUCACGGUUUGAUCGGGAUUAUCAACAGAAACUGGAAAGAAAUAUUUUCUAGCUCAAGGUCGCCGAUCUGGGUCUAGCAAGGCCUGGUACGUGGUACUAUAUGAAGAACGCAAAAAAACUACCGACGAGGUACCUGUCGCCGGAAACUCUUUCCAUUUUUGUGUUUGUCCAGGCUUCGGACUGUUUCGGCUUCGGAGUGAGUUCACUUGGUUAUAAUGAGAGACGAAUAGAAUAUUUUAGAACUUGGUGUACGAGAUAUUCAGCUAAUGCCGUUUGAAGACCUUAACUCUGCUGACGCCAGAGAAAAGGUCUGUUCAAUUAUUUUCGAUUCUAUUCCAGUUUAAAGUGAUGAAAGAAAGCGGAAUCACAAAAAAAAACUUCCACUUUCUGACAUAUCCAAUGACAUGACCAAACUUCCAAAGGAGAAUGUUCUUGGGAUAGUAAUCAUUGCUUUCUAACAGGACGUAGUCUCUUUUUUCAACUAGGUGAAAAAAAUUACUUCGACCUCAUCUACAAGGAGAGUAACAUUAGGUUGAUAGGGGCAUAAUGAAACCACUCCUUUCUUGUCACACCAAAUUCUGAGUUUAGAUUCUGAUCGGGGAAUUGAACAAUCUCGAAGAGACUCGCGCUCCGCCGGCACUCCGAUCUUAUGUCGAACAAAAUUUGUGGACCUACAUGAUGCGAGACAGUACGGACAUGCGAACGGUUUUCAAUUUUAUUUGGUUGAAUCUCAUGAAAAGUUUCAGACUGUUGAGUUCCUGAUAGGCAUCUACAAGGUCUGCAAAAAGGUCAGUUACUCUUUCUACACUAGUUUCUGAUUCAAAUACUUCUUCAGGUGGAAGGAGGCCCGAAGACCGUAUCCCAAGAAACGGAAAUGAGUAUUGUGAGUUUGAAACGAGCUCAAAACCGAGAUUGUACAAACUUAUUUCGAACCUUUUGCGAUAACUUUAGUGAAAAACCUUUCGGAAAACCAUGGUUCUUGAUUUGAAUGGAUAAGUGAAAGGAUGAAAUAAAGUAACUCUGGAAAAAAAAAACAGAACAAAGUUCCAUGACAAAACUUUUUCGAAUCUGAAUUUUUUAUCGACCAAUAAUCUCUUAUCACUACAGGGUAAUGAAGAAGGGGAGCCCGUCAAGAAAGAUGUCUCAGUAAAGAUUCGCCGCCGGAAGCCAGUUAGCCGCGCAGUCAGGUACGCCUUUACCCGGACCAUCUUGAGAGAACUUUCUUCAGGAACUCAUGGAAGACAUCUGUCCGACGCAGGAAGAAACAGCCGCAAACAACGACUAA
This is a messenger RNA of Caenorhabditis auriculariae, 1938 nucleotides long. Lineage: Eukaryota; Metazoa; Nematoda; Chromadorea; Rhabditida; Rhabditidae. The record is from the annotation of a GenBank genome assembly.